AUGGAAACAAUUCUAUCUGUCAAUGGCGGGCAAAGAGGUGCUAGUGAAAGCAGUGGCUACUGCAAUUCCAGCUUAUCGCCUCAUCCUAUGUCAUGUUUCAAGCUCCCAGCUGCCACCUGCGAAGAAAUCAACAGCGAUUUAAGAUCCAUUGGAAAGCUUGGGGUAAGCUGUGCCUUCCCAAAAAUCAAGGAUUAUGAAAAUUUGCACGUUUGUAUAAUAAGCCAAAGUGCUUCUUAG
Prunus armeniaca (apricot) is the source of this 237-nucleotide messenger RNA. Lineage: Eukaryota; Viridiplantae; Streptophyta; Magnoliopsida; Rosales; Rosaceae. The record is from the annotation of a GenBank genome assembly.